CGACUCACAAUCUGGCGGCGCGUUCACGCUCCUUCACCCUCUCAAUCGCUCUACAUAUCACCUAUCACCCCAUCAUGAGGGCUAAUUCCGCCCAGGCCCUCUCGCACACGCUCACACUCCUCCUGGCUGUCGCUGGGGCGGUGGGACAUGGCGUCUUCCUGGCUGCUCUUCUCGAGUUCGACAAUCCCGGCCCCGCGGCUAUCGCGAGCGGUGCUCUCAUCGGCUGGCUCGUGGUUCUCAUCCUUUAUUUGAUAGCGACCAUGCUAGCCCCGAAGAACUCGCGCUUCAUUUGGACGAUUACCGAUGUCUGCGUCCUCCUCACGUUUGCGGCGGCGGGCGCCGCGGGGACGGUCUAUCUCGCUAUUGUGAACUGGGCGCACCUUGACCACUGCCAUCACCGCCUGGGAUCCGCUUGCGAAGCCUCAAUUGCUGGAGGCGCUGUUAGCUGUGUUGUUGUCAUUGCACUCUUGGCCUCGGCCAUCACGGAAGCGUGGUACAUCUCAAAGCACCAUGGCAAGGAGGGCUGGUACCUCUCUCUCCGGUGGAUUGGACAGAACACGGCACAGGCCGAGCAACUGAAACCGCUCAUGUACACAACUCAGCCGCCCAUGGCGCCCCGGCCGCGGCAAGGCACCUUCAUUCCCCUCGUGGUUGCGGCCGUCCGGCGCUCAAAGGAGUACGAGGACCUCCCGCUCGUUUCGCCCUCCUCGGGAUCGGCGCCGCUCCGCAUCAUGAACCGAACGAGCUCCGACACGGUGCGCCGCUCCGCCGAAACUGUGCGGGCCUCAACCGACACUCUGCGCUCCUUCCACACUGCUCGCCCCCCUUCCUCCCGCCGACGCUCCGGUUCGGGCUCAUCCAUCACUUCGGUGUUCAGCAGGAAACGGACGCCAUCCGUGUUCAGCCACAGCUCGCGCCGAUCAAGUGAGGAGGCCGCGACGCCGCUCGUGGGUGCCAUGGAGUUGCCGGACGAUCCGUUUGCACGGUCGCCCCGCAGACUCAGCGACCGUGUAGAGGAACUCGACGACGCCGUGUCCUUGCGCUCAGUCCCUGUCAAUCCGCAGACGCGGAAGCGCGCGGGCGUCGCGCUGAAUGCAUGGCCCUGGCGACCCGAGUCACCCACCAGCGAUACGGUCGGCACCGCGGUGUAGUACUAGGUGUAGCUUUAUUUUGAU
Molecule: messenger RNA, 1175 nt
Organism: Cutaneotrichosporon oleaginosum
Lineage: Eukaryota; Fungi; Basidiomycota; Tremellomycetes; Trichosporonales; Trichosporonaceae
Source: RefSeq, a predicted model, not a curated record